AUUUUGUGCACUUUAAGAAAGAAAAACUUUCAACUUACAUUGAGUUUUUCUCUAUACUUAUUAACAUAUGAGGUAUGAUUUUGAUCUUUAAUUUGUGCCAUUGGGUCAAGUUCAGGCAUAACCCCAAUAAUAUUACAGAUGACAAUGUUAAAUUUAAAUUAAUCAGCUACUUUAAAUUUGUAUCUCAAACACUCUCUACUUUUAUAGCCAACAUUAAGUCUGUAUAAAAGCUAAUUUUUAUUGAUACAAAAAAGAUGGAAAGAUUAUUUAUCAUUUAUAUUAUUAAGAAAACAAUGUGAAGCUCUCUAUUAUAAAUAUUAUUUUGAAUAAAAAACAUUAUAAAUAAAAAUUGGUAAGAAAUAUGUGUGCAAGACUUUUAGCAUGUCCUUUGUGCUCACAGCCAGGUUUUUUAACAUUGGAUGCAUUGCGAGCAGGAUUAAUAAGCGUAGCAACACGACCUCUUACAUGCCCUGUGUGUAAUGAAGUAUUGCUUGGUAUUGAUAAGCUUACUAUUCAUUUAUUCAGCCACACUAUUAAUUUAAGUAAUAAUAAUACAACAGAGUCAUUGAAACAUACAAAUAUUAUUACCAGUACUCAUAAUCCACCAAUAAUAAAUAAUUUAGAAAGUAUUACUUUUCAAGAUUGGAAUAUGUCUAAAAUACAAAUUACAGAUUCAAAUAAACUUUCACAGAAUAACUUAAAUAUUCAAAAUAGUUUAAUAUCUUCGCAAAGUCUGCAAAAUACAAAAGAUGAAGCUUCAAUUUUGAAUCCAGAAGUUUCUAUUCAAAAUCAAAAUUCAUUGAAUCAUAUAUCUCAAAUUACAUUUCCACAAAAUUCAAUUUGUGGAAAUAAAGAGAUACAUACACUUCAAAGGAAUAAAGAAAUAGAGUCAGAAAAACUGCCUCAACAAAUGUUACAAGAAACAAUAAAAGUAGAUUAUGCUACACAGUACUUUGAUCAUCAAAAUGUUAAAAAUGUAAAAUUUGUACAAAAUUAUCCUGAAACAGAAUAUGAAAAUGUCCAAACAUUUAAAAAUUGGAUAGAGGAUCAACACUGUGAACAAUCAAACAAAGAAGUAGCAGACAAAAUGGAAAGAUCUGUCGAUAAACCUUGUAGUAAUGAACAAAUGAUAAUAACAAACAAAUUUCCAAACACUAUAAGUACAUGUACCAAUAUACCAUUGGAAGAAGCUAAUGAUAAGAAUAUACAAGAAGAUUCAUCUGUUGUAUGUAAUAAAAGACAAAAUGAAAGCCUUGAACAUAAUGAGAUAUUACCUCAAUUAAAACUUAUAAAAACAUUAUCAACGAAACAAAAGACUGAGCGUUGCAAUAUAUGUGGUUUUCAUUUUCCUGAUCAUAAUAUUUUGCUUUUACAUAAGCAAUUAAUACAUAUGAUCAAUGAGAAAGAUUUAAAUGUUAUGCCUGAAAAUUUACUUAAGAAUUAUUCAUGUCAUUUAUGCUCUAAAGUAUUUAACAUGAGAGGUAGUUUAAUGGUGCAUAUGCGAGUGGCACAUAUGGGAUAUAAUUUAGGUUCUUUGGUCAGAGGUGGACAAAUAGAACUCAUACUUAAUGAAAAUAAAUUUAGCUGCCCCACAUGUGGAAAAAAAUUUAAAAAGGAACAACAUGUAAUGCAACAUUUAAAAACACAUGAAGCUAAACAAUGGGAAUGUGAUAUAUGCAAUAAAAUGUUUACAACGAAAUAUUUUCUAAAAAAACAUAAAAGAUUACAUUCAGGAGAAAUGCCUUAUAAGUGCAACAUAUGUAAUAAAACGUUUACUUUCCAGCAGUCAUAUCAUAAACAUAGAUUAUACCAUAAAGAUGAUAAACCUUAUACAUGUACAACUUGUGGCAGAUCAUUUAAAGAAUUAUCUACUUUGCAUAAUCAUGAACGAAUUCAUACAGGAGAAAAACCUUUUGCAUGUGAAACAUGUGUUAUUACUAACAAUUUAAUAUGGAUUUUUCUGUUCUGCAAUGUAUGUAUAACAAUGUUUUGUAGUUUAUUAUAUCUACUACAAAUACUGCUUAUAUUUAGAAAUGCUUGCUUUUUAGGAAAAUGUUUUCGUCAACGUGUUUCAUACUUGGUUCAUCGUAGAAUUCACACAGGUGUAAUGCCUUAUAAAUGCACAACAUGUGGAAAAAGCUUCAGAUACAAGGUAAGUCAAAGAACUCAUAAGUGCCCAGCACAACAAACAGGAAAUGUACAACAAACAAAUAUCAUGGAUCAGAAGUCAGUAAAUUUGCCAGAUAUACAAGGUAUACACAAUGAUAUAUGUAAAACUCAAAAGGAUUUUUUAAAGGAAAAUCAAACGAUGCUAGAUACUGUAAAUAAUGAAGAAAACAAAUACGUGUUAAUAAUAAAUACUCAAGGUCAGCAUCUUUUAACAAAAGAGUCUAACAUUGAAAAAAUACAAACUAUUGCAAAUACUAACAUUACAAAUAAAAAACAGAAGUUAGAAGAAUGUACAGGGACAAACAAUGAUAAUGAAAAAACAGGGAAUAUGUGGAAAUCUGACAUUCCUAAUAGUCCUAUAUUUAAGAAACCCUUUGACACAUGUAAAGCAAUACAAUCAAAAAAUGAGAAACCAUUUCAAGAAGAUACACAUGAUUUCUUUUCAAUGGUAAUGUCUCCCCUUGAAAAUGGACUAUCUUCACCCACUGCUGAAAUGGAACACUUAAGAGUAUCAUCCCCCACACAAAAAGGAGAUAUAUCAAAAUCUUAUGAUACUUUUAGAAAUACAGCACAUAUCAUGGAAAUGAAUAUGUUUAAUGCUGAUAUAGAACAAAGUUUUAGCAGUGCAGAUAACAACGUAAAUAAUUUGCAAACUAUUAACGAAGAAUCAUUGAAACAACUACUGUAUAGUAUUAAUGAGAAAUGAUUAGACAAUUCGCCAUAAAAAAUUGCGUUAUUAGUUAUCAUCGUUAUAAAUAAAUAAGAAUUUUUCAAAGAAGAAUUAAUUAUAAAAAUUUAUAAUGAAUUUCUUCUCGGAAAUUUAAAAAUAUUAACAAAAAUUUCUUUGUUUAAUAUGUACCUAUUUUUUGAAACAUAAAGUUUACUUCUUCGAAAAAGUGGCACAAUAGUUAAUAUCGCUGAGUUAAUCCUUGAAUCAUUUAAUAAUUUCGCUAAAUAUAUUUUAGUACAAAUGUUCAACCAAAAUGCUUAAAUCGCUUUUCCAGCUUUUAUUAAUGUUUAUAGAUGAAUAGUAUGUAUUUUAACUAAUCUUUUUUAUGAAAUAAAGCGAUAAUAUUAUUCUCGUUGCUGAUUGGUUAAUAAAAAUCGAAUAAUACACAUUAACCAAUCAUCGUUCAGAGAACGUUACAGUAUGGCUACAUAAAGGAACGCACAUGCUUCAGCUGAAUCAACCAUACAACCUGCAUCCUGUAUAAUCCUCGGUCGAGAUAUCGUAGCAGACGACGCUCUAAUCGACUUGACAGCACAGUCUGUAUUUUCACGUGUCCUCUUAUACAUCGCAUUGCGUAACUGGAGUUCGACUUCCAGGGAGGAGCUCCCUUUUUCGGUUGAGAAAUAUUUUAACUUAUCGGCCAAUUGGAUACUACUAAAUCAGAUUUUCAACCAAUCGUAACGAUGUGUACAUACUUGCCGUGAUCAAACAAUAGAACCAGAAUUCGACAUUCGUUACGACAUCGUAAUUGUGAAGUUUACGUGUUUUCCUAGAAGAUUUAAAAAGUGAUGAAAUAACAGUUCUAUAAUUGUUUCAACUUUCUAUCUGUCUGUUUAAUCUCAAAAACAUUUUAUAAUUAUCAUUUAACACGUUAUCAGCAAAUGCGUUUAUAAUAGUUAAGAUUGGGUUGACAAAACUAUAAGAAUUUUUUAAAAGUAUUGAACAACGAAUAACAAGCUUUUUGUUUAAUUUGUUACACCUCCAUGUUAUUAUUAACGUACAUUAAUUUUAUAUACGUUAUUUUAUCGCCGCUCUAUAAUUCUGUCUGCUUAACACAUUUAUUUAUGAUAACCUAAUCAUAUUUAUUUUGAAUCCAAGCAGUGUUUAAGGUUUGACAUAUCACAUGUUACCCAUUAGUGGAAAUUGCAUUUAUUCGAGUCAUGAUUUCUUUUCUAAUAGACAGAUUUAUGUUUAUUUAUAAAAAUAUAUAAGUUCAUUGUACUAGUUUGAAAAAUAUAAAAAGAAAAAUUCUUUUGAGAUACUGUAACAUAGCAUAUAAUGUUACAGAACAA
Molecule: messenger RNA, 4191 nt
Organism: Bombus pyrosoma
Lineage: Eukaryota; Metazoa; Arthropoda; Insecta; Hymenoptera; Apidae
Product: zinc finger protein 83
Exons: 7
Coding region: 362-2875 (837 amino acids)
Biological process (GO): regulation of transcription by RNA polymerase II
Molecular function (GO): RNA polymerase II cis-regulatory region sequence-specific DNA binding; DNA-binding transcription factor activity
Source: RefSeq, a predicted model, not a curated record